Molecule: messenger RNA, 10491 nt
Organism: Gopherus evgoodei (Goodes thornscrub tortoise)
Lineage: Eukaryota; Metazoa; Chordata; Testudines; Testudinidae
Gene: ZDBF2
Product: zinc finger DBF-type containing 2
Exons: 8
Coding region: 239-3343 (1034 amino acids)
Biological process (GO): epigenetic programming of gene expression; genomic imprinting
Molecular function (GO): zinc ion binding; nucleic acid binding
Source: RefSeq, a predicted model, not a curated record
GGGACGGAAGGGAGAAAGGGGAAGCGACUGAGGGGCCACACAAGGCAUCCAAGCACAAGCUUUCGCUUGCGCUGCUGAACUGAGACCUGAGCAUACUUUCAGCCUUUAGUACAGUGGUUUACAGUGGAGAUGAGAAUGGGUGUGUGUCCUGUGCAGAAAAUGGCCUCCUGUCUGAGAUCUAGUGUUCAACAGCCUUGAAAUCAGCUUUUGGUGGGGGCCAAAGGUUGGCAGCACCAAGAUGUUUGACAGGAACAAGCCAACUGAUGAAGCUUCUGCUUCUUCAGCACAAGGUAUAGAAAGACGAGCUAUCGAAGGAUCCCUACGACAGGAGAGCAGUAGCAGUGUAAGCAUACGAGGGCCAGAGCAGGCUGGACCUGGGUUAUCCAGUGUGCAAAAUAGACAAGGCUAUUGCAACUGCUGCCACGUGCACUACAGCAAUCUUGAACAGCAUGUUUUCAGUUCCCAGCACAGACAUUUCACCAUGUACUGCAGGAAUCGCACAGGUACCACCAUCCUGAUGGAGCGUUUCCUGCAAGAUGUUCUGCAACAUCAUCCCCAUAGAUACCAUGACAACAGACCAACAUAUGAUGACGUGCCAUAUCCCAUCUCCCCAAUGGCUCCCCAGGAUAUUUUCCUGCUUCCAGAAGAGGAGAAGAAAGAGGUGGUAAGAAGCAUACGGGAGAUGCCUGGCACAGACAGUGAAUCCAUUGUUAAAUCAUGCGCCCCUUCUCCUUGCAGAUCUCAGGAGGGCAUAAAGUCAAUUUCUGUGCCACAGACAUUUAUCCAAAAACUAAAGAUGGGACAGGAACAUGUCUUAGAAAUAUCUCAGCAAACUUUGGACAUCUGUAGCAGUGAGAAAAAACAUACACUAAUGGAUGGCACUCAGAUUGCAAAUAGUAGCCAUGAUGGCCAGUUUACAGAUGUGAGCCCAGUAUCUCACCAUUUGCGUAGCACCCCUUUAUGUCACAGUUCUCCUGUUGGCCCUGUAAUUGCAAAAAAUAUUAGGUACGCAGCAACAUCAAAUUUGAUUCCAAGUAGCAGAUAUGAUCGCAUUCAGAAGGAUGUAUGCCACAAGGAUGGAUCAUUAAACACAAAUCCUAAUCCUGUUCUGGCAUCAGUCCACCCAAAAAAACCUUCGUUUUCAUGUCAGAGACCUACCUGCAGCCAAGGCAAUGCUUCAUAUGUUAUCUCAGGUCAAUCUUUUUUUAAACUAGAUGGUUUACAAUCUCAGGAUGAAACUUUGGUGUCUGACUUCUGUCUCAGGGAUCUUGUGGGUACUAGCAACUCACUAAGUUUUGGGGCAUCUCCACAUUUAACAAGAUACAAAGACAUGAAGGUGAGCAGGUUUGAUGAAACUUCAUUAGAUGAGAUAAUUGAAGAAGUCAUUCUGAAGUACUGCCAUGGAGCUUCACCUAAUGAGCUCUCUUGCAAAGAUGAAGAGAGUAAUUCCUAUUUAAAUAUUUCAUCACUUCUGGAUCACAAUAGUCUAGAGGGCUCUGAAAUGAGUUUUGAUUGUGAGGCACCUGUUUGCUCAGGAGCAGGCCUACCCAAGGCAGCUACAAAGGAUAUAGAAUUCCUAAAAGAGGUCCAAGUAAACCUGGAAGAUAGGAACUACGGAACUCAACUUAGUUCUGUUCUAAAAGGUGGUUCAGUGGAGCAAACAGAAGCAGCAAAACAGGAUAUAAUAAUUCAUAAUGAGGAACCAGUUCUUCCAGCUCUGCCUCAUGUGCCUCCUUCCUUUGUGGGAAAGACGUGGUCCCAGAUAAUGUAUGAAGAUGAUAUAAAAAUUGAAGCACUUGUGCGUGAUUUCAAGGAAGGUCGUUUCCGUUGUCAUUUCAACAGCGAACCCUCUGCCAACAGUACAGGGAAGGGGAUGAGGAAGAAGAAGCAGAAAGAUGAAAGGAAGAGUGACAUUGUUACAGGUAACAGAACAGAAACUUCAUCGAUUAAAGCAUUGCCAGAAUUGAAUGAUGCUAUAAGUGGUGGUUCUGAUUUUGAUAAUCUUUUGGCCUCUGAUACACUAUGCAACCCACAAAUACUUCAGAUGCCUAGAAAGAGGACGUGGCGCCUUGCUUCAAGAUGCCAAGUGGUCAAAGUCAGCCAUGGAACCCAAACCAGUUUAGUGAACUAUCCAAUAGUAAAAAGAAAAAUCAUUAGAAAGGAGCCUAAUCCACCCGAUCAGAAAGCAAACAUUAUUUGGUCAGAGAAUGAAAGAAUUUCAAACAUGAAAACCAGACUGUGUGCCCUCAAGCUUCCUGAAGCAUAUACCAAAAUUAUGAGCCCUCUGCAGCCCAAGACAGUGGUUUAUGUCCUUUCAUGUCCAGAGAUUAAACAAUAUAAAGGCAAACCCAUAGAUGUUCCCAAAAUGAGGAGAAAUCACAGCUCCACAGACAGCAAGGAUUCUGUAAGGUACAGAUACAAACAAUGUUCUUUUAAGUAUUAUGACCCACUGACAAAUCGAAUUCUGAAAACAGCUCCCAAGAGCACAGUUAGAGAAAAAGCCAAAAAGCCCUCCCACGUUCGACAACUGUUUAGGAGUCUAAGCCUUGAUGCAAACACAAAGAAAUUAUCUGAGACACAGAAAGAAUGUACACCAUCUAAAUUCUUCAAUUGGCCAGGGUCCUAUAGUUCUUCUUCAGCGACUUUUCUGUCAGAUCCAGUUAAAGGGAAUGAUAUGAAUUCAAGUCUGAGGACAGAUGGAGCUUCCAUUUCCACAGAAAGGUCUGAUUUUCCAAUAUUUGUUCACUCAGAGAAGUCCUAUAAACACGUCGUCAUUUCACCUUUCAACUCCCAUCAGUCUCAGAUAGAAGAUGUUAGAUUAACCCCAGUUAAUAGCAGGGUUGCCAAAACACCUUUGAAGUCAAUCAGGAGUGAACAGUUGGAGAGGGAGAAUUCAAAGACAAUGUGGAAGAGGAAAGAAGGCACUAGUAGAGAACCAGGUUUUUCCAAAAAGGCUUCAGGACCCAUCUCUGUCAAUUGUGGCGUUGUGAGAAGAGGAAGUAGAGUAGCCUCAGGCAAACAAGCAUCCAGAACUAAAAAGCAAAAAAAAGAGCAGAUAAGAAGGGAGCUCUCCUCUUGUGCCCAAAAAUCUUCUUCUGUCUUCUCCAUCCAUAAGCAUCAGACAAGGAAACCUACUUUGAGAAAGCACCUCAAAAAGGAAAAACUUGAUGCUAAAAAGCUAAAGGUUAGGAGGAAACCCAGGACGACAUUUUUGAACUCUGCAGUCAUUUCAGGGAUUACUGAAAAGAGGCAGAAAAUCACAGCAGGGUCUUUUCCAAAGAAGCCAGAACUAGCUUCUUCCAAAGUUAGGAGCUGGGAGAUAAGGAUCUCCCCAGCACUGUGAAACAGCCUUCUGGAAGAACUUCUAGUAUACCUGUAUUGGGAGGUUGUCUUGUUUUACCAGGAGAUAGCUAGCCAAUAAAACAACAAACUUUUACUUACCCAACAACUGGGAAUAGGCUGAGGAAGAGUGAACGGAAGGUGUUUAUACAAAAUCCAGGUAAUGUGCCAGAACUGCAGAUACAAUGAAUUGAAAGUCCGAUAAUAAACUACUGUAGCAACAAACUAAUUUCAUAUUGCUGGAAUGUGGGCACACUAUAUAUAUUGCACUGUUUUUCUUCGAGUGAUGGUCUCUGUUGAAUUCCACUGAGAAUUUGCAUGUGUGCCAUGUGUCUGGAGUUGGAGAGUUUGAAAGUAGUAGUGUCCAUUGGUCUGCGCAUGCACCCUUGCCUUGCCUCGUGGAUUUGUACUAGGUGAUAAAGAGCGGGGUGAGCGGACUGCAUAUCCAGUUCCUUCUCACAGCUGCAUGGUCCAAGUCCAAGCUAACAGUGUCCUCUCAUCUCUGAUGCACUUUUAAAAGAAAAAUGUUUUAGAAAUUGUCUAUAGUUAGUUUUUUUUAUUCUGCUUUUAUUACUGUUUCUUAGGUAGUUAAGUUUUUAGUAAUAGUUUUUGUAGGAUUUGGACUUUGGGGGAAUCUGUUUUUCUAGUCCCCAGCAGUCAAACGCCCGUGCUGGAUUAUGCCGAAGAUGCCAGGAUUCAAGAUUUGCGCUUCCUGCCCCCGUUUGGUUCUCCAUCAACGAUGAGCACCAACACUGCUUCUACUGCUUGAGAGAAGCCCAUAUUUAAUCAGCAGUAUAUGCCAGUCCUUCUCAAAUCAUAUCUGAGAAGGCCGGGCUUUCCUUCUCAAGAAACACCUCAUGGAGGUUACCAUGAUGCCACAGUUGGACCCAGUCCAAUGACCAACCCCUGUACAUCUGCCUGAGAAACCUAGUAGUGUGCCUCUGGCCUCGGAGCUUGAACCUGGCUCUGGUGGUACUGCUGCUAUGGACCCCAUGCCAGGGCCUAGUCAGGAGGCAAGGAAGCAUGGACAUAAGCAUGGCAGUAAGUCUUCCUCCAAACCAAAAAAGAAUGAUGCACUUUCCAUGAGUUCCAGCCACAGAGAAGCAGCCUGUUCCAAGGCGCUCAUGCAUGACACAAAAUUUGUGCAGACCAACAGAUCUGCCGGUAAAGAGAACCAAGUUGCACAUGCCUUCAGUGUCAGCUGCCCUUAAGACAAGGGAGCCACCAGUUCCUGGACAGUCCUCUGCUCUAUUGCUGGCUACAGAAUAGGGACCGUUGAUGCUGGGAUGCUUGGAGAAAGCACUGGAGUCACAUGAGCAGUUUGCCCUGGGGGAACCAAGAUGUUCGCAUCUUCCUCUGCCACCUGCACCUAAAAAAGGCUAAUCUUCUAUCUGGCAUUUGUCACAGUCAGGCCCCACUUGGAUGCCUCCUCCUUCUGUGAUUGCACGCUUCUGACGGUACUGCCAUUGGAACCAGGAUCUGAGUUUUCAUUGUCCUUGGUUUCCGAUGGAGCAUGAGAGCCGCUCGUUCCCUAUUGCCAGUGUGAGUACCCAAAAGGACUGUCAGUGGCAUGGGCAAUCUCCUCCCUUCCCCAACAACAGAGAAGCCACUGGUUGCCUUCACCCUGGGGCCCUUCGCAACAUCCACUCAAUCAGUCUUUCUGGCCCUAUUGAGGGUCCUGAUCUCAGUACCUAUUCUCAGAACCUGCCUAUUCCAUGAGGGAGGCUUUGCCUCUGUUCCCGGUUAGGGCACCUUUGAGAGAUGCUCUGAACAAGUUAUGGACGAUGAACCGCUCAGUCCUGUUCCAACGGUACUUCCAGAGCAGGAAUGCUUCCCUUCAUCCUCUUCAAACGCUGCAGUCACUUCAGCCUCCCCUUUGUCUCCUGGUGACUUUUGCCAGUUCCAGGAACUUCUGCAAAGGAUGGUGGAUGAGCUGCAUAGUCCACUGGAGGAAGUACAAGACAAACUGCAUCAGCGCCUGGACAUCUUUCAUUCCUUGGUAUUGAACAGGGUUGUCCUACCAAUCAACAAUGCUAUUUUCAGCCAGCUUGAACGGUUUGGCAUAUCCUGGCCACUUGAACACAGAGAAGAGAUACUACAUACCAACCCAGGGGUCGAGUUUUCUUUCCCUACCCCGAUUCUCUCGUGGUGCAAGCAGCAACGGAACUCUCCAGACAAAAACAUCUGUGCUGCACCCCGACAGAUAAGCAGGGCAAACAUUUCGAGCUUCUGGGAUGCAAGGUCUUCUCUUCAGCAAGCCUCCAAUUCCAAAUUUCAAACUGCCAGGCCUUGUUGGCCAAUUAAUGAUGGCAAAGUGAAGGACUUUAUUGAAAAGCUGCCUCAGCAAGAUUGAGCAUGUUUCCAGUCUAUCCUGGAGAAGGGUAAGUUGGUGGCUGGAAUGGUGCUUCAGUCGGCUGUGAAUGCUGCAGAUACCACUUCAUGCUCGAUGGCCACAGGCAUUGUCAUGCGAAGGGAAUCAUGGCUUCACUCAUGCAGUUUUCCCAGAUAAUGGCAGAAUACUAUUGAGGACGUUCCUUUUGAUGAGUCACCUGUUUAAUCAGAAAACCGACAAAUCCCUCAAUCCCCCUCAAGGAUUCCAGAGCCACGCUUAGAUUGCUGGGUAUCUAUACACUUGAACACAAGAAAAAUUCUACUGCCUACCCCCUACAGGGAUUCACGUCUCCCUUGCUCUUCUAUCAGAGGCCAUAUAAGCCUCAUUGUAAGUGCCAGAAGACCCAACGAAUCCCACCCUCCAGGCCCAGCUUCUCAGGCUUCAUGAUCUUACAUGCAAUCCUCUCAGAAGUGAUAUUUCUGUGUACCACUAGAGAACCGUCAACCACCAGGCCGUCUGCCAUGGAGCCAACCCAUCCCCUUUGGGAUCAUUUAGCACUCUUCUUACCAGCUUGGAGUGCAAUAAUAACUGAUAAGUGGGUCCUGGAUGACAUCCACUAUGGUUAUACAAUUGAGUUCACUACACUGCCUCAUCCAGAUCCCCUGCCUUGAUCCCUUUUCAGGGACCACUCUCAUGACAGCAUCCUUGCCCUAAAAAUAGAGUCUUUACUGCAAAGGGGAGCAAUAGAGCACAUUCUUUCAAACUAUCAGGACACAGGGUUAUUCCACUUACUUCCUGGUACCCAAGAAAAAGGGUGUCUGGAGAUCAAUCCUGGACCUAUGGCACUUUAGCUGCUUCAUCUGCAAGCCCAAGUUUGUUAUGGUUACCUUAGCAGCCAUCAUACCUUCUCUAGAAAAAGGCAUGUGGGUUUACGGCUCUAUUUUCAUAUAGACAUCCAUCCAACCCACAGGAGAUUCCUGAGGUUCACGUUGGGUCCUCAGCAUUUGCAAUGCAGGGUUCUACCAUUUGGACUCACCACUGCUCCCCGGGUCUUCACCAAGGUUUUCUCUGUCAUAACAACCCACCUCAGGCACACUGAGGACCUUAUUUUUCCUCUUCCUCACACCCUCAGGCUCAGUGGAAUACAAUAAGAACUAUCACUUGAAGAAGAACAUGUUACUUACCUGUAACUGGAGGUUCUUUUGAGAUGUGGGUCCCUAUCUGUAUUCCACUUUCCUAUCUGCUGCCCCUCUGCUGUGAUCUAUUUGAUUUGUGGUGGAGAAGGAACUGGAGACAGGGUUGGUCUGCUCCACCCUUUAUUGCCUUGGACAAAUCCAUGAGGCAAGGGAAGGGUGUAUGUGCGGACCACAGGACACUACUGCUUUCAAAUUUUCUGGCUCCCAACACAUGACCUGCAUGCAUAAACCCUCUGCAGAAUACAGAUAGGGACCACCCAUCUCGAGGGUAAGUAACCUCCUCUUCUAUUGUGUAAAGUUACAGAAAUUGUGUAUUUGUUUAAAUUAAGCAUUUAGGACCCUAUUUACUACACUUCAGUGCACUGUCACCCUUUACAGGAAACAAACUGUGAGCUUGAAUUGUAUCAUAUUGUAUUGUGUGAUAGUAAAUUCAGUGCAUUAUGGCGCACUAGACUAUAAUAAAGUAUCAUGUAGAAUCAGCAUUACUUAUUGUGCCUACCUUUCCUCACAAUUGUAAAGUGUAAAAAUAUGAUUAAACAAUUGCACUAGAAAUUAAACAGAGUAAUAUUAAUUAGUAAGGAAUACGUAUUUUGUGUUUGUAUGUGUAUAUUCACACCUAAUUUAUACAUACAAUACAUUUUCAAGACUGUUUCAAAGGCAGUUUAAAUUAAUACAGUAUGAUACAAAGCAGAUCAGUGCAACGGUAUCUUCAACAAAAUAUACAAUUACAGUAUUGUAGCAAGUUGUGUAAUUAGUGUUUUUCUAAAACCAUGUCCAGCUUUAUUGGACAAAACAAGAGCACUGUGAACUUUCACUCUAGCAAUAACGGAUGGUGUUGGUAAGGAAAUUAUAAUCUUUCCAGUACUAUACAAGCAACAUGGUGGAGGUCCUAAUGAAACCUCAAAAACCAAAAGAAAGUUAGAGUUAAAUCUGAAAAUUUAGCUUAAUGGUUUGAUUCAUAAUUCACCUUUGAAUCGUUGAAUAGAGAAGAGAAAAAGGUUGUACUGGUGAGUGUGAAUGACAGUGGGUUAUCCUAAAUUUCAGCCUUAAUUGUUAAGUCCUUUUGUUUUACCUGUUUUUACUUCAACUUAGUUUACUGUAGUUGAGAGUUUACUUCUUUUUAAAACUUAGUAAAAUAUUUUAAAAAACAAUCUAAGGCCAUGAGAGUUUAGUCAGCUAAGGACUAUUUUGUAAAUACUUAACUGCAGUUUUUAAAUAACCAUAUUCCAUACUGACUUAUGGUUGGUUAUUGACAGUCUUAAUAAUUCCACAUACCUCUAGGUGAGUACCUGCUAAAUUCACAGCCAUGAAAAACACAUCAUGGACCGUGAAAUCUGGUCUCCUGUGUGAGAUCUGGCUAUUGUAGGGUAGUCACGGUAUUCCCACCCUUACAUUUGUGCUGCUUUCAGAACUGGGCAGUCAGAGAGUGGCAUCUGCUGACGAGGUGUCCGCCACCACCAGUGCAGAAGUAGAAGUGGCAUAGAAUGGAUGAGGUCAUGACUUUUGAGGGAAGCAGGCCUGGCCUUACAGUGAGCGAUGUGGGUUAACCUCCCAGGGUGUCGUGGUCAGGAGGGCACUGUGGUCUCAGCCCUCCCCCUCCCAACUAAGGCCUCUUUAACUCCCAAGCACUGGUCCCAAACCUGGGGAGGGGCUGGGCUGUGGGAGCCCUGGUCGGGGGCUUCUACCAGGUGCUGGGCUCCAACUUCUAGUUCUGGCUUGGGUGGGAAGGGAUGGGACUUCCUCUUCCUCUGCACAGGUCACACCCGCCUCUGGGAACCUCCCUGGGCUGUAGGAAGUUCUGUGGCUUGUGCUUCUCCCACGUACACAACUUUCCCUUGGAACCUCGUAAUAUCCACAUGUUGAAGACUUUAGAAUGUAAAAAAUGUUAUGCACUUUUGCAUGAAAAGUCUUUUGUAAAUAGGGCCCUAAGUCAGAGUGAUUUUUGUAAAAAUUAAAUAAUUGACUAUAUUUAAAUAAGAGUUUAAAUAAUUAUAUAUUUUCCUUUAAAACCAGUAUGAAGAGUAACAGCAUAUUAUUUUUUUAAAGAAAAGAAAAGUACCUGGAAUAUAAGUUUUGGAAAAUUAUUGCUGUAAUAGUGGCAAAAUAACAUCUAUUGUAUGUUAAAACUCCUUUAUAUACCUGACUUCUGACUGUUAAAGACCUUUUCUGUGCAUGCUCAAUGAAUAUGAAACAGAGAAAACAAUGACAUGAGAGGUAAAUAUAGAAACUCGGAAAGAAAACUGAGGGGAGGUAGUGGCAAAGAGAUGCUCAUAGGAAGCCAAUGUGUGUUUGUUUAUGGGUUCGGUAAGAGUCAUUUGUUUGAAAAUGUCAACCCUGCUCUUUUUAAAGUGGUUGUGAGAUGUAUGUCUAAUUCCCUAGAUACACCUCCCAUUAAAAUGAAUGGAACAGAUUCUGCUACCAUUAUAAAUGUUAAGUAGUACCUUAUUUCAUGAGUAGUCCCACUAAAAACAAAAAACACGAAUAAAGAUGGUAGAAUCUGGUCCAGUGAAAAUGCGGUAAGGGAUGUGAAUGAACCUGGCAUUUCUUCCUCACUGAAAUUAUUUUAUUAUUCUUGUUUAUUUGCAUUAUUGUAGCAUCUCGGAGCCCCAGUUAUGGACGGGGAUCCCAUUGUGCUAUGUCUAAACAUAGAACAAAAGGAUAGUUUGUGCCCCAAAGAACUUACAAUCUAAUAUACAUUUAGUAAUUUCCCUCUCCAAUUCUUGUUCUGUUUUGAUUUUUUUUCUCUGCAAUUCUUUCUAGCUAAUUUGCCUGUAUUAAUUUGUAUAUGAUGUUCUCAUGAUCAUAGUAUCAAAAUGUUCCUUUUCGAGGUCCUGGUUCAGAAAGGUAUUUAAGUAUGUGCAUAACUAAGUGAACAGAACUACUCAAAGUUAAACACGUAUUUAAGUACAUUGCUGUACUGGUGCCCAGCUAGGUAUUAUCAUUUUGCGCUUAAUAUUUUCACAUUUGUCUUACCUUUAUUUUGAAUUUUCUCCAUUGAUGUUGUAGUUCUUUCCCUCUUUUCUGUCUCUGACUCUUCAGUCACUUACUGUUAUUACAAACUCACUUUGUCUUACAUGUUGAUUGUUGGCCUUGUGCAAUGCUGCAGUUAGAUGGCUUUUCCAUUUAAUUAAUAUAGUUCUUAAUCCUACUGUUUUUUCAGAUUUCCUGUUUUGCCCAUUUCCCCUUAAGGCAUCUUUGUUUGCGUUAACUCCUUUUUACAUUUUCUGCCAUUAAAAAAAUGUACCUUCCAUCUGGAAACAAAUAAUAGGAGUCUCUAGUAUGGGACCAAAUGAACUAGGAGUUAUUCCAGAAGAGGAGAGAACAUCCUAACACUUGAAUGCCUGUUUAUAAUUAUGGAUUGGACAGGGAAAGUAAAGUAGAAAAUAUAUCAUUUUGUAAUGUAUGCAGAAAUUUGUUUUGUGCUAUCAGUUGACUUCUUAUAAAUUACAGUAUUUUAGAUCACCUUUUCCUGGAAACUUUCCAGUGGCAUAGGUCUGAGCAUGCCCAGAAAGCAAAGGUUUUCUUUCUUGUUUGUUUAUAAUGUGUUACAGAUAUGAGUUUGUUCAUUCCUCCAACCAUGAAACAUCACAAGUCCUGUUUUAAUAAAAUAAAGACUGAAUUUUG